This is a messenger RNA of Triplophysa rosa, 482 nucleotides long. Its product is annotated as vacuolar protein sorting-associated protein 8 homolog. Lineage: Eukaryota; Metazoa; Chordata; Actinopteri; Cypriniformes; Nemacheilidae. The transcript is spliced from 4 exons. Gene Ontology annotation, cellular component: CORVET complex; early endosome; HOPS complex. The record is from RefSeq and is a predicted model, not a curated record. The coding region runs from base 1 to 384 and encodes 127 amino acids. Gene Ontology annotation, biological process: endosomal vesicle fusion; vesicle-mediated transport; protein targeting to vacuole.
AUGACAGUGCAUUUGUACAAACAGGGCUUAGUGGUAAAGCAGGUCAUCAGCCAACUGGAAGUUCAUUUACAGUUUACAACAAACAANUCUGUUUCUAUCUAUAGCUCCAGAGAGGGUCUGAAUCCUCAGGCUGUGAUGAAAGUUGGACCACAUCUUAAUGAGCUUUUAGUGGACCUGCUGUGUCAGUUCAGCCCUCAGCAAGUCAUCACCUUCCUUAAAAUGUCUCGGGAUUACCGGCUAGAGGAGACCAUACAGAUAACAGAGAAACACAAGCUGCAUGAGGCUACAGCCUAUCUGCUGGAGAAGAAGGGGGAUUUACAUGGAGCCUUUGAACUGCUGCUACAGUUUUACAAAAAAGAUAAUAAGAAGAACAAUCACCAGUAAAGUCACUUAAGUUACGAAGAUUGCUUUCUGAAGUUCUUUUCUGGAGUAUGCUAUCUGUUAAGCCUUUGCUCAAGCAACGCAAUUGGUUAGAACAGAAU